Phyllostomus hastatus (greater spear-nosed bat) is the source of this 4030-nucleotide messenger RNA. It is a transcript of the gene NFYA, whose product is annotated as nuclear transcription factor Y subunit alpha. The record is from RefSeq and is a predicted model, not a curated record. NCBI's taxonomy places the organism in Eukaryota, Metazoa, Chordata, Mammalia, Chiroptera, Phyllostomidae. Gene Ontology annotation, molecular function: RNA polymerase II cis-regulatory region sequence-specific DNA binding; DNA-binding transcription factor activity, RNA polymerase II-specific. The transcript has 10 exons. Bases 232 to 1275 code for a protein of 347 amino acids. Gene Ontology annotation, biological process: regulation of transcription by RNA polymerase II. Gene Ontology annotation, cellular component: CCAAT-binding factor complex.
GCGGUUGGAGGGAGGCCCGAUUCCCCUUUGUUCAGGUUCGCCAUUUUGCGAGGCAGCGGCAGUGGCGGCGGCAGCGGCGGCUGGAGCCUCUGAUUGGGUUUCGGAGUCCGGUACUGGAGCCAAUCAGCGCGGGCAGCGAACCGGGGGAGCGAGGCACGGAGUGCAUCUCACAGUCUUCUAUACUCUCCGGAGUGAAGCUCACUGUGUACCAGAUUUCAACUUGGAGGGACCAUGGAGCAGUAUACAACAAACAGCAACAGUUCAACAGAGCAGAUUGUUGUACAGGCUGGACAGAUUCAGCAGCAGCAGCAGGGUGGUGUCACUGCUGUCCAGUUGCAGACUGAGGCCCAGGUGGCAUCCGCCUCAGGCCAGCAAGUCCAGACCCUCCAGGUAGUCCAGGGGCAGCCAUUAAUGGUACAGGUCAGUGGAGGCCAGUUAAUCACAUCAACUGGCCAACCCAUCAUGGUCCAGGCUGUCCCUAGUGGACAAGGUCAAACCAUCAUGCAAGUACCUGUAUCUGGGACACAGGGUUUACAGCAGAUUCAGUUGGUUCCUCCUGGACAGAUCCAGAUCCAGGGUGGGCAGGCUGUGCAGGUGCAGGGCCAGCAGGGCCAAACGCAGCAGAUCAUCAUCCAGCAGCCCCAGACAGCCGUCACGGCAGGCCAGACUCAGACACAGCAACAGAUUGCUGUCCAGGGGCAGCAGGUAGCACAGACUGCUGAAGGGCAGACUAUCGUCUAUCAGCCAGUUAAUGCUGACGGCACCAUUCUCCAGCAAGUUACAGUCCCUGUUUCAGGCAUGAUCACCAUCCCAGCAGCCAGUUUGGCAGGAGCACAGAUUGUUCAGACAGGAGCCAACACCAAUACAACCAGCAGUGGACAAGGGACUGUCACUGUGACACUACCAGUGGCAGGCAAUGUGGUCAAUUCAGGAGGGAUGGUAAUGAUGGUGCCUGGUGCUGGCUCUGUGCCUGCUAUUCAAAGGAUCCCUCUACCUGGAGCAGAGAUGCUUGAAGAAGAGCCUCUCUAUGUGAAUGCCAAACAGUACCACCGCAUACUUAAGAGGAGGCAAGCCCGGGCCAAACUAGAGGCAGAAGGGAAAAUUCCAAAGGAAAGAAGGAAAUACCUGCAUGAGUCUCGGCACCGUCAUGCCAUGGCACGGAAGCGUGGUGAAGGCGGACGAUUUUUCUCUCCAAAGGAAAAAGAUAGUCCUCAUAUGCAGGAUCCAAACCAAGCAGAUGAAGAAGCAAUGACACAGAUCAUCCGAGUGUCCUAACCCCAGGCCACGUGAUGGGCCUGAUUAAGGUCAUGUUCCUCACCGUUGUUCCAGGAAAUUGAUCAGUUCUUCCAAUGGGACACUGAUGAUCACAUUCUGCCCUUUUUAUGGGAGAGAAACCCACUUAGUUUUUAAUAAGUGGCUCAGUAUUAUAAUUGCAGCAAUGUCUGGCAAAUUGAAGUGGCAAGCCUUUCUCACCCCUUCAGUCAGGACUUGUUUUAGACUGUUGAUGACAUUGACAUUUCAUGGAUUAGGAUGAUGCAAGGGACUCAUGCCAGCCCAGCAGUACCACACACAGCACUUAAGUUGACUGGUGAAGCCAGCCAACUAUCUCAGCAGAGGAGAAUAACCUUCUCAAGCUAAACUGAAUUCAGGGAAGCUGGAGCCCACUCCCUCCCAUGGAAUCUAAACACCAUCCAUCCCUCUGGUGAGGGAUCUCAGGCUAAGUAAAUGGACACUUUGUAUUCAGAGAUGACUUCCAGGCGAGGAAGCUCCAUCUCAUAAUAUGGAAAUAAUAAAUUCUGAGAUACAUUCAUCUAAUCUGUGGUAAUAAUAAGAAUUUCUGUCUGCCCAGAUGAUAGGUUGGUAUUUUUGGACUCCAGCCAAGAAAAAGCUAAUUCUGGGGAUAGAAUGAUAAAAAAAUCAAGCACUAAAAGUAAUAAUUGCUGAAUCUUUUUUAGCUUUGACCAGUUGUUGUCUUCUUGUCCAUCUGUUGACAGGUCAUCUGGACCAUAGUUCCUACUCUAGCUACUUUUAAGACAAUUUAGAAGGUAUUGGAACUCAAAACUUCCUUUCCUAACUAAGUAGAGAACAAAACAAUAACAUCUUGUGUGCUGAAGUGCUGAAGACAAUGGUUGUAACUCCUAAGCAGAGAGACAAACUAGAGAUUUUUCAAUCAUAGGCUUGGUGACAGCAUUUGGAAAACAAGGGUUUGUGUGUGUUUCAGUCUAGAGGAAGAGAGUAGUAUAUAUACCCAUGUGUUGUCAUUUGGUGUGAUUUUUCAGUGGAUGGAUGCCUGGGAUGGAUUCAUUAAGAUGAAGAGAAUAAUUUACAUUGACACUAUAGCAUUUUACUAAGAACAGAAAGGGAGAACUAUGAGAUUUUGUCCUUGACAAUUUCUGGAAAGCACUAUUCAGUCAAGCUGUUCUGGGUGUUCACCAGGUUACCUGCUAGAGCUUGAGGUGGAUGUUGACUUCAGUCCUGCAGCACUUUGUGCUGGCCCCAGAAAACAGACAUUCUCAUUCUUCCCAUGGCAGCUGACUCUUUGGUUCCAGUUUUUAUUUGUUCGCCCCCCACCCCCUUCACAGGCCUUGUGCAGGAAGGUUUUCACAUUGCAUCCACACAUCCUGGGGACAGGUUACAUACUGGAAAUAGAGAUGCCUGCAGUAUAAGAAACUGGGCCACAAUUUCUGUGAUGAGUUAUGUGCCUCGCUUCUUUUCUAGACAUUAUACCCUGAUAGAAAUAAGAUGUUUCAGAAGAGUUUUUGCCUACUCUGGAAACAAAGACGGAAAACUUAAUUCUUUUGAGGAAUAUUUGGGUUUGAUUUAAAUACCAAGAGUAAAGAUUGGCUUUUCUAUUUUACUCUAUAUUAAGAGAAAAGAUAAAUUUAACUCUAAAGAAACCAUCACAAAGGGAAAUUAUUCUAAUGGUAGCAAAGAGGUACAGAGCUAUGCAAAGGAAGCAGGAAGUGAAGUAUUUCUGGUUUCUGGAAUCACAUUAUCUCUUGGCUUCCAGUGGGGGUUGGGGACAUGAUUCUUUAGUAGGCUCACUAGAAAUUUCUGGCUCUUUAUAUGAGUUUCGGAUGUUAACUUAGUCAGUAAGCCCCAGAUUUUUCAGAUGAUAGAUUACUAGCAACAAUAUGGAAUUUGCUCACUGGUGUAGCUCAGUGGAUUGAGUGGGGGCUGCAAACCAAGGGGUUGCCAGUUCGUUCCCCAGUGAGGGCACAUGCCUGGGUUGCAGGACAGGUCCCCAGUAGGGGGAGGUCAAAAGGCAACCACACAUUGUUUCUUUUUCCCUUCCCUUCUUUUUAAAAAAAUAAAAUAGUAAAAAAAAAAAAAAACAAUGGAGAAUUUAUAUACUUUGGUUUGUUUAGGAAUCUUUAAGAGGCAGAGUUCAGAAGGAAAUUCCUCGGAUUUAAUUUCUAGUACUUAGGCCAGUAGCAAUUCUAAAAUGCUAUUUAUUUGUGUUUGUAAGUUUGUACAUAGUGAUGCCAACUUCAAUGUUGCAGAAUUACUUUUUUAUACAUUUGAGUUUAAAAUCAAAUGCUUCAGUUAUUAUUUUGUCAUUGCAUUUCAGCUAACUCUUGGCCCUUUUAUUGUGGUCAAUUUAGUGCACCAUAAUAUCCCAUGUAGUGGGGGGUUGAGCUUUGGGUUUUUUCUUUAUUUGUUGCUACAAGUUCUUAUAUUCAUUUGUCCUUGUGACUGUAGUGAUGACUUCUAGAUGCAGAAAGAGUGAAUGGAUGCGUGAAUAAUUGGUUUAAUGAAUAGUUAUUCCACUUCUUGAGUGCUUUUUUUUCCCCAGGAUAAUUGUAAAUGGAUAUAUUUUCAUUGUACUGGUACAUUGAACAUGUCAGUGUCUAUACCACUGGACCAACAUUUUAUGGCUAUUGAGUGCCUGAUGAUAAUGUCUUGCUUUUCCUUUGGGACUCCAAUUAUAUAUCUUUUACCCUCAGCGGUAGGGGGACUACAGGUGAUUUGAUCAUUGAUGUCAUUGCAAUUGUUAUUUUUUUAAAUAAAUUUAUUAAAAUACUAAAAA